AUGGUACAGCUCAUCUGUGCUAUCGUUGGUGAGGCGGGUAGCAUUUUUCAGGUAGAGAUCGACGAUACGGAGUCUGUCUCGGCGUUGAAGGACGCGAUAAAGGCGGAGAAGCCAAAAGAAUUCGAGGGUAUCAACGCAGACAGGUUGAAACUCUUUUUAGCUAAGAAGGUGGGAGGCGCGUGGCUCGAUCGGGCUGGUGCGACUUCUGUGGCGCUUGAUGAACGUGGACAUCUACAAGGCUGUAUGCAAAUGAAACCCACACUGUGUAUCAAAAACCACAUGCACUUUGGCGAUAGUUUUCAACCGAGUGAAGGCCAAGUUCACGUACUGGUGGUAGUGCCGGUGGAUUCUUCAAUCUCUGAAAACAAAAAUAAAUGGAAGAGGAAAAGAAAGGAAGACGAAGAUGUUCCUGACGCCUGGAUAAAGGCUAUCAAAGAUGAGCAGAUUACAGAGCUACCGUCAACUUUUGAUGAUUUGAAAAAGUACCUGCAACGCAGAGUUCGGGUCAAAAUUCCCAUCAAUCACAGAUUAUUCUGGAUUAUUUAUCGAAAAAUACAACUGGAGAACUAUCCAGCGUGGUGGACAAACUUUUUGAGCCCGAACCGCGAAAACGAAAUUCAGAUAUCAGUUUGGGCAUCUUGA
Messenger RNA from Plasmopara halstedii, 642 nucleotides. Its product is annotated as CRN-like protein. The transcript has a single exon. The record is from RefSeq and is a predicted model, not a curated record. Lineage: Eukaryota; Oomycota; Peronosporomycetes; Peronosporales; Peronosporaceae. The coding region runs from base 1 to 642 and encodes 213 amino acids.